AUGGACCUAUUUGAGGAGGCUGAUCCUUGGAAUCCAAAGAAAGACAGCGAUAUUGUGCCCAGAAAUGAGUGGGCAUCGAAUGGCACUCCGUCUCUCUCGGACAAUAUCAAUGCAUCCCUAGAGACUCCAUUCCGAGACAUGACACUAGCUGGUACUACUAGGGAGACUGGUCUGCCGACUGUGGCUGGUAAUAUUUUGAAAUCGAGCAUCUGGGAAGACUCCUCAGCUGCAAAUGAUGAAGAUAUUCUGUCUGAAAGAGGACCUUUUAAUUAUGGCUCCAACUUGAGUGGCAAUCCUGCCCAACAAACUACCAAUGAGGAUGUAUUAUCGAAUUCUGAGGUACAGGAGCCCCACGAGUUGAGUGAGGACCUAAAUGACUGGCUCAAAAGUGUGAGGAAUACGUAUAAACCCUUGAGUGCUGAUAUAAUACUCAUCGAGCAGUUGCCUGACAGAGAGGGCCUGUUGUUCAAGCAUACAAACUAUGUUGUCAAGCACCUGGUACCACUACCUGAUACAGAAACUUCUAAAGAUCGCAGUGUCAUAAGACGUUACUCGGACUUUGUAUGGUUGCAAGAAGUACUUCUUAAACGUUAUCCCUUCCGCUUGAUACCUGAACUUCCUCCAAAAAAAAUAGGUACACAAAAUGCAGAUGCUGUCUUUCUAGAGAGAAGGAGAAGAGGUUUGACAAGAUUUAUCAAUCUUGUGAUGAAGCAUCCAGUUUUAAGCAAGGAUGAUCUUCUUCUUACUUUUCUAACAGUGCCCACUGAUCUAUCGAGCUGGAGAAAGCAGGCAAUUUAUGAUACGACAGAGGAGUUUAGUGAUAAGAAGAUCACCUCUAGUUUCACAAAGAUGUGGCAGAAGGAAAUUUCUGAACAGUGGAACGAAGCAGAGGCAACCACUGAAAGAUCAAUAGAGCAAUGGGUUAAAAUUACUGUCUUCAUGGAGAGAUACGAGAGAAGGGUCAAGUUCAUGGCCCGAGAGCGCUUAGCGUUGGGAUCUUUGGUGCAGGAAUUCUCUGGAACGAUACCCAGUUUGUACCCAGUCCAGCAAGGUGGCACCAUUCUAGACAUUAAAAGCCACCUGAGUAUUAUAGACAAACACCUGGGCUCUACGGAAGAGCUCUGCAGUGAGAGAACCAAGGAGUUUUCUACUGGAUUAGUUCCAAAAUUUCGCAUCUUCAUAGACGUUUUGCUUUCUUUGAGAGGACUAUUUGAGAGGUAUAGAUUGAUGGCUGGCAACAACAUUGCUCAGUUGCAGAGGCGCGUUGAGAUCAACACACAAAAGAUCGAAGGCAUGAAGGACAAACCUGACGUAAGCGGUGUCGAAUAUGACAAGAUAAAAUCAGUCAUUCAAAGGGACAAGAAAACAAUUAGUGAGGAGCUGAACAGAGCAUGGCUGAUAAGAGAAUGCAUCCUAGAGGAAUUUACGGUUUUCCAAGAGACGCAAUUCUUAAUCAGUCGCGCUUUUCAAGAGUGGGCUAAAUUGAACUCCACUUUUGCAGGGCUCAGUGUAAAUCAAUGGGAAAAGCUGACCGAUAACUUGUCAGAUAUGCCCACCUCCAAUGGAUUGUAA
Messenger RNA from Torulaspora delbrueckii, 1572 nucleotides. It is a transcript of the gene MVP1, whose product is annotated as Mvp1p. Gene Ontology annotation, molecular function: phosphatidylinositol-3-phosphate binding. Lineage: Eukaryota; Fungi; Ascomycota; Saccharomycetes; Saccharomycetales; Saccharomycetaceae. The record is from RefSeq and is a predicted model, not a curated record. Gene Ontology annotation, biological process: retrograde transport, endosome to Golgi; protein targeting to vacuole. Gene Ontology annotation, cellular component: endosome. The coding region runs from base 1 to 1572 and encodes 523 amino acids. The transcript has a single exon.